CGAACCACUCCCGGCUAAAGUGGCGAAAAAAACAUUUUUGCCGCUGAUUUUUGUAAUGAAGAUUUAUAUGCAGUCCAUCAAUUGGAAGCAAAAUACAAAGUGCGGGGAUUUCUAAUUCGUUUUGUUUGACUUUUUACCAGUGAUGACCAAAUCAUUUUCUUUAAUUUUCAAAUAACUUUAUUACAUCGUAUAUUACAUUAAAUAACUUUUCACCCGGCAGCACUGGCCAACUUUUUACCCGGCAACACUGUAAGAUUAAGAGUGUCGAGAAGCAUUUUAGUUUCUAAUUGCUCCAGCGACGCGACCCCGCUAUAUUUCCCUCCCAACCUGUCUACGAUUUGAUUUGUCAAAUUUAUUUUCCACUUAAUUUAAUUUUCGUCGCUCACUUAUUUAUCCGACCCCCAGCUUCGCGCAAAAGUAGCGAAAUUACGUCACUCGCCUUCUAACAAAUUAAAUUUUAAACUUGUUCAGGUUGUUACUUAGGGUUUGUGACGUCAUAACAGGAUACCAUGGUUCGUUCACCUGACGUCACAACAAGUCGAUCCAAGAAACAAAAGAAGAAAACCCACGAUGACGUCACAAGGAACAAAUAUUCCAGAAGGUCGCGAUCGAGAAGCGUAGAUUCUGACGUCACAGAGAGUCGUUCAAGGUCACGUGAUAGUCGUCACGGUUCAAUGAAGUCGUCGCGUCGGUCACGAAGCAGAUCGCCGAGACGACGACGAUCGCGAAGUCAGGAGAGAACGAAAGAAAAAAGGAAGAAACCUCGUAAACACGUCAACGCAGUAAUGGGGUUGGCCACCGGCACAAUGAAGGAUGUUCUGGAUAUCGUGCCCGGAUUCUCGCAAAUGAAUCCAGCGGAACGAAGCAAGAUUCGUGUAAAGCGAGCGUUGGAUGCAGCAGUUGAAUCGUCGAACAUGGAAGUAGAAGAAACUGAUGAUAUCAUCGAUGACAUCAUCAACACACAGGAACAAGUCAAACGAGCCAAAACCAUCGAAGCGAUCGAUGACACGGAGGAAUUUAUGCCGACUCAUUUCAAAUCUUCCAAAACAAAGAAAUCGAACAACACGUUCACCGAGCGUGAAAGCAACCAUGAGUCAGCGAUAUUUGGUCAUAUGACGAUGCUCACGUUCGAUCAAGCGUUAAAAGUGAAAAAGGAAAAUGAUGACGCGGCAAUGUUUAAAGCCAAACAAAAAGUUAAUUUUUACGAAAGAGACCCCAAAACUUUGAUGGGACCCAAGUUAAUGUUGAGCACCGAAGAAGCGAACACACGAUGGCGUCAAAAACUUUCGACAAUUCGCGAAAAUCUUUUGAAACAACGACACGAGUUGCCAUGACUACAAUUGUUUAUGACAUCAUAGCUACCAUUGUUUAUUAUUUUUAUACUGUAGGCGUAAUGUUGGGGGUGGUUCGGUGACAUGCCACCCCAAUUUUUAAAACAAGGGUGACAUCUUAUGUUUUAGCGCCCCGAAUGUUAUUGCUGUGAAUACAAGAAAAGUGAAGCAUAA
Molecule: messenger RNA, 1505 nt
Organism: Ciona intestinalis (vase tunicate)
Lineage: Eukaryota; Metazoa; Chordata; Ascidiacea; Phlebobranchia; Cionidae
Source: RefSeq, a predicted model, not a curated record